AUGCCAAAGGAUGAUGAGUCUAAGAACCCACAGCAAGCUGCCAAUACCCAGCGCCAGAGGAGCCCUCGGAAACAGAAUACUCGCCCGGGAGCUAAGGUACGGCCGACACCGCAGCCGGCUACCGUCGCUACGGAGGCUGAAGAGGCUGAGUCCACGGUUAAUGCAAGCGAUAAGCCGGAACCUCCCAAGACUGGAUCGGAUGAUGCCGAGGCUAUGGAUCUUGAUGAUGAACUUCCCGCGAACACGGCCACGAGUGCGGACACAAACGCAAAUGUAGAGCCAGGUCCAGCCAAGGAUGCUGGGAAAGAAACCCCUUCGCAGACCCAGCCGGCUUCGAGUACAAUGGAAAACUCAAAAGAGAGCAAACUCUUCAACCUGGACGGGCUACGUGAAGCUGCGCCAUUCACCUCUACAAGUCACGGCGGUAUUGACGAUCUGCAAGACAUCCACGCCAGUCUACCUUUCGAAUCCCGUGCCAAAACUUCCAGAACCACAAUGAAUGACAUCCGUGCUCCCAAGCUCGUGUUGCCCAACCCCCCGAAACGCCCGCAGCCGCCGCCGCUGGUGCCCAUGAGUCUGGGGUCCGAGCGACUCGGGCUGUCGCGCGCUGCCUGGGACCGACACCUCGCAGAAAUGGAAUUCUACAUGCGCCGGUGGAGCGCUUUCAACAAAGAAAUGCUGAACCACUUCGUUGCGCGCCAGGAGACACUCGACACGGGAAUGGCUCCACACUGGCUAGGCGCUGUGGGCGACUCGACCGGUGUGAAGGUCAGUAAUGGGGAUGGCCAGGAAGACUCCAAGGAAACGCAGGAGGACGACGAUGAUGACACCAAGGUCCCCCAAAGCAGCAAGUGUGGUUUCAACGCCUACGUGCGCGCGCUUGAGCAGGAUAGGCAGGCCCAAAAGCACUGGGAAGUGGCGAGGGAGAUGCACAUGGAAUGUAUCUUCGCGCACGGACAGCUGCGGGAUUCGCUUCUGAACAGUAGUCGGCUUUUCUGA
Aspergillus melleus is the source of this 999-nucleotide messenger RNA. RefSeq lists its product as uncharacterized. The record is from RefSeq and is a predicted model, not a curated record. Lineage: Eukaryota; Fungi; Ascomycota; Eurotiomycetes; Eurotiales; Aspergillaceae. The coding region runs from base 1 to 999 and encodes 332 amino acids. The transcript has a single exon.